CCAUCGCCUCAGUGCUCGGCUUGUGAUUGGCGCCGAGCGGCCACGCCCUUCGCUCUGCCGUUGCAGGGGAAUCGUGUGCCUGUGCCGCAGCGGCCUCAGACUGGAGAGCGGCCGGUAGGGACGGACUGGUCCAGGGUAGGCUCCCACUGUACAUCGCAGGAUUCAUAGCUUUCAGCAACCGACAGCCCCAGCAACAUGGCCAAGGAGGACAACAAGAGCCCGGAGCAGCCAGUGUCCGAGUGGAAGCAGUUCAUCUAUAACCCGCGGAGCGGGGAGUUCCUGGGCCGCACGGCGAGCAGCUGGGGUGAGGAGUCAUUCAUUGCUGGAGGGAGGGAGGCUGGGAGGGAGGGAGACAGGCAGCUGCUGGGCUGUCAGGGCUUUCAUCUAACAUGGAACGUGCUUCCACCAUGCGGGGCAAAUAUAGGGCAAAUACCUGACCUUUCAUCUCCUCAAUGGGCACACUAUAUAAUAAUUAUAAUAAACAGGGGGCACUGGGAAUAAUGGGAUAUAUUUAUAUAAAUAAUAAUAAUAAACAGGGGGCACUGGGAUUAAUGGGAUAUAUUUAUAUAAAAACCAGGGGGCACUGGGAAUAGUGGGAUAUAUUUAUAUAAUAAAAUUUAAAAAACUGGGCAAUUAGAAUAAUGGGAUAUAUUUAAUAAAUAAUCCGGGGGCACUGAGAAUAAUGAGUUAUAUUUAUAUAAUUCUAAUCAGGGGGCACUUGGACUAAUGGGAUAUAUUUAUAUAAAAACCAGGGGGCAUUGGGAAUAGUGGGAUAUAUUUAUAUAAAUAAUAAGCAGGGGACACUGAGAAUAAUGGGAUAUCUUUUUAUAUAAUCAAAAACAGGUGAUACUAAUAAUGGGGUAUCUUUUUAUAUAUAAAUAAGUCAGGAGGAGCAUCUCUGUCCAUAAACAUGUAUAGGAAGUCCUAUAUUUCUUAUACAGAAAGGGAGCACCAUUUUAAUACAUGUAUAUAAUAGGGAGAGAGCAUCACUUCCUUUCAUAGAGGAAAAAUGAGCAAAAUUAUAUAAUUCCUGUAUAUUUUAUGUACGGAGAAGGGAAGCUCUGCUGUAAAAUAUGUAUAUUUCUGUUUGUAUAGAGAAAUGGGGCAUCUCCCCUAGUAGGCAUGAAAUAGAUCUUAAUGUUUAAUUUUAUAUAGAGAAGAAAAAUCACUUCGCUAAAGAACGUGUGAAGGAAUAUAUCUCUAUCUCAGAUGAACAGAUGACUUUUGUAUGUUUUCCAAAAUUCUGUUAGUCUCCAAUAAAAGAGGUAUUCUAAAAUAUAAAUGUCAUCAAUUUUUAUUUUUUUUUUAUUUUUUUUUCUCACAUCUGUAUCAUUGGAAUAAUGCGCUACAAUGUCAUAUAGAUAUUUGGAGAGAGAGAUUUUGUGUUAUCUGUAUGUAUCUUUUAUGAGAAAUUAGUUCAUAUAGCCUAGUCAUUCAGGCAGUCCAUCAUUUGACUGUAUUAAUAACUAUUGAAAUGUCCCUAUCAUUUUCUGCGCAUUUAUGGAGAUAUCUUAACCAUUUGGGUGCUGUCUCUCUCUUCUGUAAUCUUUGAUCUUCUGCUAGUUCGUUAUGGGGUGGGGUUUAUUGUAUUCUGAUUUGUGGUCUUGGUACUAUCUUUUAAGUGUAGAUUGCAUCUCAUGCUAUGUAUGUGCAGCAGAUGUGGUGCUGUACAAUAAUGAAGAUGUGACUGUCACCAUUCUAGAGAACUGCAUGCCAGUUCUCAGUGGCUUUUGUUUUAUGGUGCAAGAUAAUAAAUGUAAGGUGCCAAUUUCCCAUUGCAGAUUUUUGGUUAAUCAGAGCUACCCAAGCACUGCAUUACUCGCAUAUGUGACUAUCCAUGUUUGAAAUAUUGACAUUUAGAUUGUAAGAUGAUAAACCUUUUUUUAAAUAACAAUUUUAGUGAUAGCUCUUUUUUUGGGCUGCUCAAGUGUCAUGAGAAUAAGUGGUGAAUUUGCGUCCAUCAUUUUGUGUAUGUGUGUGUGUGUGUGUGUGUGUGUGUGUAUCUCUAUCUCUCAUCUGAGACAUACAUUAUAUUCUGGGACGAAUGGCUUUUGCAGGCUCAGUACGUAGGCGAAAGACCUUAGUUGGAGGGUGACCUCUGGUGGAGGACCUUGGAAAGAGAUGAUGUUGGUACUGAAGCUUCUAACAUUUGUGUCCUAUCCCAGAGAUGGAAUUGCAGAUGGCUAAGGUCACUUGUGGGAUGCUCUUUAUGUAGAUCCUAAACAUUUGAUUGUGGGCAGGUGCUGUCCAGUAGGUGGCAGUGGGAACAUAUAGGGAUUUUGAUGAGCUUUGCACUUUUAUCUCCUUGAUUUAGAUGGGUAGAUUUUUAUUUUUAUUUUUUUUAUAUGUGGCUAAGGUGUGGUCAAAAGAUGGAAGUCUGUUGGACCUCAAAAAAAUAAUAAAAAAAUAUAUAAAUAUAUAUUUUCUAUCUAUCUUUGGUAUGCAGAGAUACUGCAUUAGAGAUCUAUAUUUCAACAUUCCUUCAGUUAUAUAAUUUUUGUUUUAAUGCAUAGAUGAAAUGCAGACUUCCUUUGGCACUAUAGUUAAUCCUUAGAAAGCACACAUUCUUUUACAUAUUGGUUGUUUCGUAAGAUAAUGUCAAUAUGAUCUUCUUACUGCGUCAACUCAUUGGUUAGCAAUGGCAAACCUUUCUUCAUGAUGCCCCAAGAGUUAAAAAUGGCAGCGAUGGGGAAGUCUCUGUAUCAGUGGUGUGACACAUUUCAUGGUGGAUAGGAGGAGGUGGGGGGCGCUUCUGAAGUCAGCCGCAUUGGAGGCUAAAAAUAGCUCUGUGUGUGACUGUCGAUGGGAGACAGUGGGAAGCGGGGGAAGGUCUGCCAUCUUCUGUAAAGACAACCGAUCCCUUCUCACCUCAAGAGUCUAGUUAUUGCUUCCCCCACCUUUAAUUUGGGAGGAGGGUUACAAUCUCAGGUCUGCAUGAGACAUAGUAUUUAGCGCUAGAUGAGGCAUCCUAGUUUUUAUAAUGAUAGAUGCAGUUGUCCUAUUCAUUCUGCAUCUCCUGGUUUGAAUGAAUCUCGUUGCCUUUCUGAGAAAGGGGGAUGGUCUGUCAUUUCCACAACUGCUGAUCUCCUGUGAAGAGCACAAUUGGUUUACCCCCUUUUCAGAUAAACUAGAGGAUUAAUCUUGCUUAAUCUAUUACUCCAUGUUUUUUCACUCGUCCAAAUACAUUCUGUAUUGAAUCUUAUUCUGUUCUUUCUCCAAUUUUUGCUAGUGUUAUGGUUUAAUUUAAUUUGAACAUUAUUUUCUUGGUUUCUAAACCAUUCUGUAACAAACUGCUAGCAAAAUACCAACAUAUUACUUUGUUUUAGGAUUUUUAACAAAUUUGUUGAUGGGUAGCACAAACAGCCUAGCAACGGUUUGCUCACCACAUUGGCAACCGAGAGAUCAUUGCUUUGAGUUCCUUAUUAUCAGACACUAUUACUGUAUUUCAACCCUAAAUUCCCCUGUGCAGAAGCCCUGUUGACAUGUCCCUGCUUUUCCCCAUCUGUUGGAAUAAUUCACUAAACUGCAAAUUGAGAAGUAUUUGCAAAUUAUCUGACCAUACUAGGAGGAAACCAUUUCCAUUACAGCAAUUUUGUCAAGCUUGGCUAAUUUAAGCUAAAUUCUUUUGCAAAUUCUUUAUCUCCCAGUUUAGUAGAUAAACACAUGUAUAAAAAUAUCCUUAUCUGCUGCAUGCAUCGCUUGUAUUUGAUUGACCUGCCAGUAGGCAUGGGUGAAUAUCAACAUCGGUCUUCUGUUCCAAAUUAGCCCUGUGUACAGACCACUAAAUUGUUCUUUCUACAUGGAUUGUUUUGGCAUGAAUUACACCUUGUAGCUUGACCUACCUGCUGUGCAAAAAUCCACCCAGCUUAGUUUUCUGUAUAUAUUUGUCAUUUAUGAUGUCAUGGGUUUUCUAUAAAUCUUGGCAAUUGCCAUUUUUAAAAGAAAAAUGUCUUGCAUGUAGAGGCAAGAGCAAGUGUGUGGCCAUUUUCCUCCUUAUUUGAGAAAUCUGGUUUCUCCAUAUUAAGUCUGUGGUUUGUUUGGUUAUCACCAUGAUCAGAGUUCCUUGCCACUUUAAGAGAUGGUUAAUUUUGUUUCUUUCGUGAUUGUCCCAGGGCUCUUGUGAUGUGCCGCCUCCUUUCAAUUGAAAUGGAAAUAAGACCCUGUUAAUGCUGCUCAGAGGGAAAUUUCCACUCCCGCUGCUGCUGUCUUGUGAUUUCAGAAUCCUAUCAGCACUUUUUUUUUUUUUUUCUUCCUGCCGCCCUCGUUUUUAUUCAUUUUGUGCGUAGGUUGAAUGAAUAGGUGAGUGUAACAGUUACAGAACUCACAUGAAUAUGCCAUCUCUGUUCUUUCAAAUGUAACUGCUGUAUCACCUCUUGGUUAACAUAUUCACUCCCAAGCACUAGCGAUAACCAAUAAAUGAUAGGCAAACACUAGCUUGUUACUACUGGUAUUUAGUUUUGUGUGUUAAAAUGUAGUUUUCUAUAGAUGUUUACUGUAUUUAAAUAAGUGUAAAUACUGUAAUAGGAUUUUGUCAUAUUCCGUAAGCAAUCGAUUUCCUGGAAUUCACAUGAUUUUAAGAUUAAUCCAUCCGUUCUCUGAUUGACCUUUUCAAUGACAAAGUGUAAAAUGGCUGCUCACCAUCUAGCAUUUAAUUGGUUUAAAUUCUGUGGGACUUGUAGUGCUCUGCCUUUUUUUUCAUUGACUAGUGACCUCCAGUGUAUAUCUUGGGUGUAGAAUGUUCCUUCGUUCUUUCUUUUUACAAACCCCACAAUCAUUAGUAAAUGCCAUAAUUCCUCCAUGGCUUUACUAAACUUACAGGUUCUGUUUUACAAAAAGCAAGCAAUUUAGUGAUCAUCAUAAUAGAAUGUUGUGAUUCACAAAUGCUAGCAAUAGCAUUAUGAGUAAAUACAUCUUCAACAACAUGCAUUUGGAUGCUGUCAUUCCAAAAGAAAACCAAAACAAACCAUUGACUUUUGUAACAACUAAAAAGUAACACAGGAAAAAAUGUUUGUUUUUUUUUCCUGUGGGUGUAUGGGGAAAAACGGCUUGCAAAAGCUGCAGAACUACUGUCUGCAGCCUUUGCAAGACCUCCUCUAUUUAUACUGGGAAGACUCAUCAUGAAGCCUUUGUUCUGGAUACUCAGUUGAUUGCCACUUUUUUUUUUUUUUUUGGUGCUUCUCAGAGAGCUUUAGUAUAUCUUACUGAGAGUGGGAUAAGACACAUGUUGUAGCCCAGUGUGCCUGCUCAUUCUAUUAGCUCUGUAGAGCUAAUACAAGUGAAAAGGGCUGUCAGGGAGGUAUUUCUGUUCUGUUAGAAAAGUACCACAUUGUAUUAAAAUUAGAAACUUUUAUGAACAAUUUGUUAUGAACAAAUAUGACAGACUUUAGCAAGCUGAAAUGCACUGUCUGGUAUGUUCCUUUUUAAGGUACCAUUCCCAAGAUUUAAACUAUAUAUUUAGCACUAGUUUGGCUUUCCAUUUUUUUCAGUUUUAAAAUGAAUUCAGUAGCCUAUUCAUAUUAUAUAAUCUGUAACAAAAGCUCAAUAAAAGUAAAAUUUUGUAGCCUGUCCAAAUUGUUAGAUUUUCGGUGCUUUUGGAAAGGCAGUACGUACUAUGGAACCGUUAUCUGGGUCUUGAAAAAUUGAUGACCUCUAUGCAUGGGAACCAAUUACCUUUUUAAAGCUUCAAGAGGUAGGACUGUAUGUAUAUUUUGUAAUCUGGUUUCUAUAUGAAGAUGGUAAUGCCAUGUCCCAGGAUCCUAUGUUAACCCCUUUUAAAUACAUCUGUAGAAUGUUGUAUUAGCUAUGUUUGUAAGUCUUCCCUGAUGCAAUGCUAACUGCAGGCUUUCCCUGAAUCCCACUUGCAAAGCAGUGCAUAGUCAUUGCUGAAGUAGGUAUAGAUUUUUCUGCUGCACUGCGCUGUUUGGAAGAUUCUUGGCUCUUGUCCUUCUUCUGCAUUGCCCUACCCCCACUGCAGAAAGCCUUAGAAAACUGCCUCUGUUCAUGCAGAAUUAAUUAGAUGAAGUGACAUUGGAGGCAGGCACUAGCCCCGAGGUUGAAAUAUUUUCCACAGUUGGGGAAAAACUAGGGUUAAUCCUCAUUCAGUAAGUGAUCGGCAGCCACUUAUAUGAAAACUCUGGCCUUGUUUAAUGACUGUUGAGAAAUGUGUAGUCAUGAACAGAUUUUUAUGUAAUCUACUAUGUGUGCAGUGUUCACGUUGCGCUGUGUUGGAUAUUAACAGUUUAUUUGUCCACUUUUAAGUGAGUUCAGCAGUGUAUAUAUGGCACAAGCUGAAUGGAUAAAACCAUGUUACAACAGUGAUGGAUAUAGCUAGGUGCUAUAGCAAGGCCUCUGUAGCUAUAACUAAUUUCAUUUGUACAUUAUGGUUUCGAGGUUAUGCUGGAUCACAGCUGACUGCAUUAUUUUAUACUUCCAAGUGCAUUUGUUUUUUUAAUUUCUUUUUAUCUCAGUCUAAAUCUUUUUGUUUUCAUAUGUUCUUGUGUAUUUGCUUUUCACUGGUAGACUACGGGGAAAAGGUGUUAGAAAGUCUGUUCAUGUGCGAUGGGACUGUGAAUGACUAGGCCUGGGCUUCCCACUGGUCUAACGAGACUGUGUCCACAGGGUGGCAUUUAAGUCCCCUUUAAAUCGAGCCAGUCCACUUGAACUGUCUGCAAGUGAUUUCACUCAUGAGUCCUGAAACUGAGAACGGAGUUUAAAAAUCCCACUUUGGACUGCAGAUUUUAAUUUUCUUUAUUUUUUUUUCUUUAAAGGAUCGCUAUAGGGUUAGGAACACAAACAUGUAUUCCUGACCCUAUAGUGUUAAAACCAACAUCUGGUCCCUCAUGCCUCCAUAAAUAUAGCAAAUUUUUACUGUAUUCAAGUCUGAAGCUGUAACUCUGCAUGCUAUUUGCCUCAGAAAAACAAGCAGUCUGCUGACCUCAUCAGAAGUGGUAACCGAUCCAAUCACAAUGCUUCCCCAGAGGAUUGGCUGAGACUGACAAGGAGGCAGAUCAGGGGCAGAGCCAGCAUGAUUCAAACACAGCCCUGGCCAAUCAGUAUCUCCUCAUAGAGAUGAACUGAAUCAGUGAAUCUCUAUGAGGAAAGUUCAGUGUCUGCAUGUAGAGGGAGGAGACACAGAAUGUUUGGAUGCAUUUUAGGCAGCCAUGAUCCAGGAAGGAUCUCUAAGCCAUCUAAGGAGUGGCCAUUGAAGUUAUCACUAGGCUGUAAUGUAAAAACUGCAUUUUCUCUAAUAAUUGUUCUCACCAGAACAAACUCAAUAAGCUGUAGUUAUUCUGGUGACUAUAGUGUCCCUUUAAUGGUUGCAUUAAUAAGGGGCUGUCCACAAUGUCUCUUCCUCCCCUGUUAACCUUAUUGCAGGAGCUUGAGUAUGUACCUGAUUUUGCAAAACUUCAUCCUGCCUGUGCUGCAUAUGUGUGAACCCUUGCAAUCUCAUAUGCAGCACUUCAGGGAGAGAUGGAAUGUAAACACAGACCUUAGGUGACUUGGAAGGUGAUGAAAGGCUAAUGUUACAAAUACUACAUUGUAAGGUAAAUGACUGACACUUGAGUAACUGUCAAAGAGAUAAGCGAAAUUAGACACCAUACAGUUUGACUGUUCUAAAUUGCUUUUAAUGUAGUACUGUUAGAGAAGCCAGUUUCAACCUCAGCCAUAAGAGGGCCUGUUUCUUUCAUUAGAGGAUUUUUGCCACCCCCUCUUCACCCCCCACUGAAUUUUUGGUUUACAAAUGAAAAUGCCUCGGUUUACAAUUUUUUUUUAUUUUUUUUUUUUUCCGCAAUACAAGCAAGUUUUCCCCAGGAUGCAUUGCAUCUGGGAGGUUUAUAGCACCACCCGCUGCAUGCUGGAGCCUGUGGGUAGCAUGUGGCAUCGAGUGUGGAGGUGUUGGAGCGGCUUCUGCAUCAAGUUUUGGAGCCAUUCUGGAAAUUGUUUGCAGUUGUUUUGGGACUUUUUGGGGCAUUUCUCAAGCUGUGGAAAGGUUGGGAGCUGAGCUUCUUUGUUUGCAUGCCUUUUAUUGUGUGUUCUGCAUUGUGGGUUGGUUUCCAUGCCAGCUCAUUUUGACUUUUUUUUUUUUUUUCUGAUCUCCAGAACGGAUUAAUUGGUUUUCAGUGCAUCCAAUGGGAAACCGCAUUUCGGUUUACAAAUUUUUCGCCAUAAGAAAUGUCCCGGAGAAUGCAUUAAAUUUGUAAACCAAGGUCCCACUGUGUGUGACACACAGACCCAUCCAGCCACUCUACCUCCCUGGGAUCCAGUGUGGGGCAGCUCCUCACUCCUGGAUCUACGUCAUUCUGGCUCUUGGCAUUUGUUGGCAGAGCAGGCACCUGCCAUCAAGGUAAGCAGGUGCCUGCUCUGCCUUACCUAGCACUGCAUCGAAAGUGCCCUGGGGUGGCCAGAUGGCCACCUCUUGGCGCCCCUCCUUCGGGCGCUUUGAGGAUCGGCCCGGCGUUGGGGGUGGCACAAGAGCCGCUCACCCAGCGCUGCGGCCCCAGACUGGGCAAACGGCUCAAGACGAAACAUGCCGGUGCUAUAGGCGAAUGCCUAGUUAGCCUAACAGUUGCGCCAGCCCUGACUAUCACACACAGGGACCAAAUUUUUGAGCAGUGUAUCUUAUUUCCUUAUAGUGAAUACAUGUCUCUACAUUUAAUUCACUUAUCCCAUGACUCUUUCCUGAGAAGAUUGUUAGACUGUAAAACUGUUGCAAAUUCCUUUGCAUAGAAUCUGUACCACACCCAUCUGUUGGAUGGCAAACUGUUUAAUUGGUCAUUCCCCAGAGAAUCCUAAUUCCAGGUGGAGAGAUGUUUAACGUGGUAUUCUUAAUGCUUUAUUUUGUUUUUCCGCGCGUGUACGUAUUUGAGAGACCCACCCAUCCCUACCCUUCUUAAAUUUUAUUAUAUGACCGGAUCCUUCAGCCAUAUACAUACACCUUGGGUCAGAACGUGUUUGAAAACCUCCAUGUAGUCUAUAUGCGCAUGUGUGUAUGUAUUACUCUGGACAGCCUCAUGUUUUGUAGGAGUAUUGCCAGUGUUGAAAUUCCCCAUAGCAAAACAUUGAAUCAAUGCUAAUGUGCUUGCAUUAGGAUGUCUGAGGAGAAGUCCGACCCAGUGCUGGGCACUGAAAUCAUGUAAGUGUUUAAAGGUGUGUUUGUGUGUUUUUUUUUUUUUUUUAACUGGGGGGGCAGUGCUCAAAUAAUCAUUAUGGUGCAUAGUGGCACUAGAACAUUUAAAAUACUUUUGUUUUCAGAACACUAUAGCGUUCCUUUAACACAGAAUCUACUUCCUUUUAAAACUUGAUAGAAAGGGUCUUUGUAUUUAAAAAUAUUGUUGAGGUGACGUUCUCCUGUUUCUAUAUCAAAUAUGGCGGUUUAAUAUCAUAUGAUGACGUUGUCCUGACUAACGGGCGAUGGCACUCGCAGCCUGAUAGCGCCACAAUAGUUCAACAGGCUGUUGUGGUUAUGAUACUUUGUUUGCCCAUAGUCAGAUUUUUGGCUGAAAUUAUUCAUAGAAAAGAAAAAAAAGGUAAUCAACUGGUACAAAGUGCUGCAUACUAUUGGUGCAUUUGAAGGGACUACAAAUUUAGUUUUUUAUAAAUAUUAUGCAAUUGUAAGCUCAUUUGUGCAAGGGUGUUCUUCACCUCUUGUCUGUGUUAAUAUUCUAUAUGUCAAUUACUUGUGCAAUAUCCUCAUUCUCUAAUUGUAAAGUGCUGGAGAAUGUGUUGGCGUCGUAUAAAUUCUCAUAAUAUAUGCUACUAAAACACUUUUUGGCUCAUUUUGGCUUUAUUAUGUUAAGCCCAUCAACUGAAUACUAGUAUACCAGGAUAGAUGGGUCUAUAAUGUAUGACAUAGGAACAUUUCUUUAAAGUCCUGCUACUGAGCAGUGAAUGUCUCAAGUUGUGGUUAAUAUUGUUAUAGUUUAAAGUAACACUUUAGACCUGGUGUGACUGUUUAGGUCACUAGCCCCACUCAGACUGCAUUGAAAGUGAUUUCACUUGCCUUUUCUUAAUCGCUACGCUGGCCUUCUAUGGAGAUCAUCUUCUUAAUAUCAGCCAUUCCAAUACUAUCUCAUUGGUAGACUUCCUCCACAGGUCCCUUGUGUGUCCCGUAAUUGUUAAUGAUGCCAGAUGAUGUCCUAUCCUGGCUUCCGGCUCACUGCAGGGCGCACGAGGGAGCUGUGUUGUAAGAGCACAGUAUGUAAAGGGUUCCCUGCGGACUGCAACUGUACUAGCCUUACCGGGUGUCAUGCGGCACACGGGUUGAACACUCCUGCUUUAAGGUACAAGUAAAAUUUUGUGUAUCAUAUUAAUAUGCUUUUGCAACUCAUGAUGCACUCCACAGAAGGUGGAGUUACCAAUGUUCAAUCUCUGUACCCAUUGUACAGUGCUGUGGAAUUUGCUGGCACUAUAGUGUAAAGUACAGCAUUGGUGCUUAUGUAUAGUUUGUGUUUUAAUGCAGGAGUGUCUGAAUGUAAUGUUCACUUUUUAAUGCGGAUGUACAUUUGUGUGAAGUGUGUAAUUUUUAUUUUUUAUUUUUUUUUAAUGCAAGAGUGUUUAUUUUGUGCUGGUGUUUGACUGCUUGGAUGUAUGCACACACACUACUACAUACAUACUUUCACAGAUAUACGUGCACAUUGACACACAGAUACAUAGAUGUACGCGCACACACUCAUACGUGCACGCGCACACACAAGACUUUUUUUUUUUUUUUUAUCUCCAUGCACCCUCCUGUUGGCUUACUUUGUAUGUGCAGGAUGGUGGCUUUGAGUCCUGCUGUGUGUGAGGGGUCUGGAGCAGCUGUGGACUGCUGCGGCUGCCUCCUCUCCUUCCCGCGCUUUCUCUCUGCAUGACACUGGGAGGAAGGGACGCUGUCAUUUCCUGCCAGCCGGCUGACCUUACAGGGCCCCGGUCACGCAGUUAUGUUUCGCGGUGCUAUAAUCCUGGCACCGGGGAACAUUCCGCGGCACCCCUGCCUGGCACACAGUUUGGGAACUGCUGAUGUAUACAAUAUUGAAAUAUAUAUUGUAGCAAUUUAAUAACAAAUGUUACAAAUAAAUGAACGUGGCACUUGCAGACAAAAAGAACCGUAUGCAACACUGGACUGGUAAUGUCUGUCCAAGUGGUAAUAAACUGAACAGCCACAACAUUAAAAACAGUGACUCGUGAAGUGAAUACCAUUGAUUUAAAUUGUUACAAUGGCCUUUGUCAAGGUGUGGGAUUUAUUAGGCAGUAAGUGGUGUGUGUGUGGGUUUUUUUUUUUUUUUUUUUCAGUUCAUUAAUUGAAUGUGUCGAAAGCCAUUCAAAAUAGGUAAGUGAAAAAUUCUGAGUGACUUUGACAAGGGCCAGAUAGUGAUUGCUAGACAGCUGGGUCAGAGCAUUUCCAAAACUGCAAGUUUUGUGGGCUGUUCCCUAUAUACAGUAGUUAGUACUUACCAAAAGUAGUGCAAGGAAGGACAACUGUUGAACGGCAGGGCAAUGGGAAUCCCAAGGCUCAUUGAUGCACACAGAAGAGCUACUGUAUCUCAAAUUGCUGAAAAAAAUGUCAGAACACACCAUGCAUUGCAGUUUGCUACAUAUUGGGCUGCGUAGCCACAGACCAGUCAAUGCCCAUGAUGACCCCCUGUCCACCACCAAAGUGCCUUCAAUGGGGACGUGCGUGUCAGAACUGGACCAUAUAGCAAAGGAAGAAGUUUGUAUGAAUUGAUCACAUUUUCUUUUCAAUCAGUUGUGCAUCAUUUUACCUGUGGAAGAAAUGACAGCAGGAUGCACUAUUGGGAAAAGGCAGGCUGGUGGAGAUAGUAAUCUGCUCUGUGGAAUCUUGUAUCUUGGCAUUCAUGUGGAUGUUGCUUUGUCACGUACCGCCAGGGAACAGAACUGUCAGGAAAUUUAUUACAUGUAUUUGUCAUCCAGUCUCAAUUUUAUUUAUAGUAGUCACAAUGUUACAAUGAAUUCUGACUUGCCAUAGAGUGGGGCUUCAAGUUAGUUGUGACUUGAGAUCCAGCUGUGUUGGGACUGUUUGUACUUCUUGCAAAUAGGUGGCAUUGUUUUUAAUCUCCUGGUGUAUGCUUCCUCCCCUCUAUGGUGCUUCCCAAUGAAAUGAUUGGUGGCUGCAACUAAUUGAUAUUGGUUCUUACUCUUUGAGGAGAGCAACUUUGUUGUUCCUUUUUAAAUUUCUUAAAACAGUAAAGAAUAGUAACAUUUUGGUGUGAAUUUGUGUUUGUGUCUCACUGAUCUAGUGUAUUACCUUGUAUAGAUCAAAAGAAUGGUGUAAUAUUCAAGCACUCUGUACUCAGCCAGGAGAGGAAUUCUUGUCUUCUAGUCUCUAGGAAUUUUGUUAAUCUACAAGAUUCGAAGUAGCCACCAUUUUGUGUGUGUGUGUGAUAUACAUAUGAUUAAUUUUAUAUAAUCAUACUUCAAGUUACUUGCUAUCUAACAGUACUUAUGUUUCCCCACUUUGUCCUCCUGUAUUAAUUGGUUGAUUUGUAGGUGGCAUUCUUCCUCUCAGUGGCAGAAAGUUGGACUGGGAGCUGUGAAAGAGCCAUGCCCUGCUCCUGUCAUCAGUCAUGGUUGAUCCCUUUUCCUUUUGGUAGUAAAAAAGUAGGCAGUACAGUUUCUUCCUAUGAAGGGAGUCAUUGUUUGUUUGAAUGCAGCUUCUUGGUCACUGACACUUAAUCCUGCAAGGUCUAUGAGGUUAGCCUUUUUUAACCCUUUUGUUUCUUCAGUCCUGCAAAUUUAUCAGAAUGUAUACCUAAUUAAAACUGAAGCGGCUGGUCUUCUUAACCUCAUAUUACUCCUUUUAACCUUUGGGUUGAUAGAGAGAUUCUUGUUUGCAUUCCAUACCACUCUGCUACCAAGGAAGGUUAAAUUUAAACUUUGCAAGGUGCUUUAUUUUAGGUCACUGCAACAGCAUUGUGUGUUGUGAAUAGCAGGUUUUUACCCACUACCAUCUAGGAUAAAAAAGCACUUCUAAACAACCACAGUAGACGUAAAUACUUGCGUUGCGUGGUGAAAUUUGUAUUGCCAUUUUGGCUGUAGAUACGGAUUGAGAUUUAUUUGGUUAAAUCUAAAUAGUUUAUGAUGAAUAUAAAUGUUCUCAUAUAAUCUCUUUACACUCUCUCUCCGUUUUCUCCAUCUUCCACCAUUUUCUUCUGCAAUAGAUAGCAGAGACGUACAGGUAUGUUCACACAAGUUUAUUACAUAAACUUGAUACAGUGAUGGCCCUGCUCAAACAACCUCGCAGUCUAAAGGAUGUAAAUACAUUGGCAAAAAUUUUAUCUGCAAAACAAUAAGUUUAGCUUGCAAAUUAAAGGGACUCCUGCAGUGCCCCUCUCCUUCCCAACCCCCAUCCCAUGUUGCUGAAGGGGUUAAAACCGUGACUGACCUUGGCACUAGGUCAGGUUCCGCCCCCAGCGUCUGCCGGCGGAGGAGACCUAAUGCGCGGCAAAGGCAGCACGGGCAUUAGACUUUCCUAUCGGGAUUCCAGCGACACUGGAGGUCCUCAUGUUUAGCGUGAGGACGUCCAGCAUCGUUUAAAACACAUUUUUUUUGGGAGGGGGGGGGUUUAAGAACCCGGAAGUCCCUCUCGUGGCUGUCUGAUAGACCGCCACUAGAGGAGGAUUUAACCCUGCAAGGUAAUUAUUGCAGUUUAUAAAAAGGGUGGUGAGUUUGCACCCAGACCACACCAAUGGGCAGAAGUGGUCUGGGUGCCUGGAGUGUCCCUAUAAACAAAGGUAGAUGGCUUCUUCAAUUUGUCUAUGUCUGUAGUGUUUUACGUCAUUACUGAAGUCCUGAACAUGUCGGGUGCUGGCUCUUAAGCAUCAUGCUUUAUGUGGAUGAAAUUAUCGUUACUUACAACACCUAUACAUUUUGUGGUCCCCUCCCCUCUGUCUUUGGGUUAUGGGGCUGGUCAGGCAGUAAUGUAGUUAAAAUAAGUAAUGUUGCUUUUGCGGUUAUGUGAACACUCUCUACCCUGGCAUCUGCUGUGACUGCUUUGCUACAAACCCCCUUACACUGCACAGUUGGGUUUAUAGCAAUUAGCAUGUUUUAUUAAACCAAGGGUAGUCUGUGGGGAUUCUUGUUUCAAGUAUAUUGUCUAAUUUUUUUUCCUUCAGGAAAUAAAGCUUAGGUUUAUUUACUAAAGAGUGAAUGGAGAAUAUAUAAUUUUUUUCUCUUUUAUUCUGCUAUCCUGUUUUCAGGUUACCAUAGCUUAGUUCUCAGAAUAUUUAGUUUAAUUGUAAACUGUAGAAUCAACUGCUGUACAAUAAAUGCCUCGUUACCACAUUUUGAAACUUUGUUCAGGUUAGUUCUUAAAAGCAUUCUGAUGUAUCCUUUUUAUGAUUUUUUUUUUUUUUUUUUUUUUCAGUCCAUUAUAUAGUUUUUGCUUUAAAACUAUGCAAAAAUAAACAAUGUUAUCCUUUUGACAUUAUUGGAAGUUUCUAUACCUGCUGUCUAAUGCUACCCAGUAGGUGUAAACCUCAAAUCAGAUGGGUGAAAUCACUUCACAAACAAAUGUCUUGCAUUUUAAAAAAACAUGGUUUUUAUUUUUAUUUUUUUGCAUUGUCUUUUAGGCCUCCCGCCCUGCUCAUGGGUGGGACGGGGACAAUAGGUAUUCUCCACCCCCUCUCCCAUUAUUCUCCCCUCCCCCCCGGGCCCUAAAUGACAAUAAGGCACCCCUAUUGUCAUUUAGGGCCCCAACCUGCUGUCCAUCCCCCCACUAGUUAAUAGCUGCCACACCAUGCAGGCUGUUUUAGAGGGGGCUCACUGUUUAGUAGACAUGCCCCAAAUCACAGCAUGGCGUGUAGGGGCAUUCGGGAGAUUUCAGUCUUCCUUAUGCUAAUAUGGGGGUCAGAGUUUGGAAGUGGCGGGGAGCACUGCUCCCUGUUGCCUCUAUUUUUACAUAUUACAAGGAGGGAUCUGUGAGCCGGUAGCGCUCUCCUUGUAAUAAACUGAACAAGCGAACACCGAUUUUUGGUGUUUGUUCGUCUGAAAUUUCUAUUUGCUCGUUCGUCUUUCUGACGGAUGGAUGAAUGAAUAGACGAAAUUCCAGUCCGAAUUUUGGACAAUGGCGAAUGCCUCCAUGUUUAACUGGGCAUGCACAGUAAUUUUACAGCGUAUGCCACCGGGCCUUCACCUGCCCACACAAAGAUGGCGGCGCCCAGGACCUAGAUCCAGGCACAAAAUAAAGAUUUAAAAAUGGGUAAUAUGAGGGUUUUAGGGGCAUUUGGGGGUGACUAGGAGGAUGGGGGGGCAAUUAGAUGUAGUGUAGUCAGGAGAGGGGUUUAAAAAAAAAAAAACGCACACAAAGUGCAUUCAGAUCAAAUUUUUUUUAUUUAACUUACUGUAUUUUUUUGAGAUUGAGACAAAGCUAUUUCUUGAUGCCUGACUAGCUAUGCAAACCUCCAUUAAAAAUGGUACAUACUGCAAUUGUUACAUGUACUUGCUGUUAUUGGAUAGCCUCUUUUGUGACAGCCAAUCACAGUGGUCCUAGCAGCAUCAGUGCAUGCCAGCAGUAGCUCAAUGGCUGCUGAUCAUGUUGAUUAGUAGAGGUAGUGUUUUAUAUAGGGUCAGAUAUCCCCUCGAUUUGGUGCAAUGUAGUAUGGUGUCACUCUAUCAAACAGAGUUUGAAAAGCAAUGGAGAGGCAUGUCAUCUCUAAUUUGAUUGUAAAAAUUACACUAAUCUUGGAUAAGGUUUAGUUGUGGGGUAUUGUGCUCUGGAGAUGCAACAGAAAUCAAAUCUAGGUGUGUUGAAGUUGUAGGACACACAAGAUCUGUGAAUUUCUUUGUUCAGUAACUAUGAAAAUAUUUAUUGCUAGGUUUGUCAGAAAUUGGUAAUGACAUGGAUUAUUAUGGAACAUUGAGUCUUCAGUGGCCAAGAUGUUUUCUUUACAUGUGGUAUGCAAGCUGAGGACUUCUAUUUUGUCCAAUAAGUGACAUGGGCCUAGUUCAAUAAUCUGUGAGAAUUGGGAAAUUUUCAUGCUUGUAUCCUGACUCUCUAGAACUUCAUAAAUCUGUCUUUAAAAAAAUUAAAAGGUGUAGGAGUACACUUAAAGAGAAAACGUUAAACUACAAUGGAACAAAUGCAUAGCAAAAGUACCAUAAAAGUAAUGGCACUUUAGUUUUCUACAUGUUUACUUAUUAUAGGCAUGUAUAAACUUUAUCUCUGUACUAAAUUGUUAUAAAAUAUUGUGCUCCUAUGCUCUUUGCAGUUAUCCGUGGCAAUGUGUGUUCUGCAUUAGAAGUAUGCACCAGUGACUGUUUUCCCUGACGUGUGUGUGUGUGUGUUUUUACUGUUUGAUCGUAACCCUUUGGCGGCUGUUAACACAGUCCUGUUCAUGAUAGCGUUUCCUAAUAUGGUAUUUUUUAAUCGGUAUAGAGGGUAAGACAGGAACCACUUCACAAUACCCUGCAAGCCUCUUUAGAGAACAAGUGAUUGAUAUGCUGUAAGAGCCUGUUUGGCCAAGAGAGCGUUGCAGAGAUGACAGGAACUCGAACAGCACCAAGAGAUCCUGGAAAUGUAGGGCUACAUAGCUUAGUAAUGGUAAUGCACUUCUUAACACUGGUUUUAACUAUUUUUAUGUAGAACCGCAUGCCCAAUACUGACAUAUCAGAAAAGAUGGUGAGCAGUGUGAAUGGUAACAGGUGCUACAAUUUUAUGGAGCUCUCAGUUUGUUUAAAAAUUGCUAAAAGCCUAAUUAGGCUGGGAUUUGAAGAAAAGAAAAACCUAACUCAAGCUGUUAAAUUCUGUAAAACAAAGUGUAAACUGCCAGUGGUUGGCAGUAGUUUUAGACCUCUGACAUUGUGGUAACUCCGCACAUGAUUACCUAUGACCUAUAUGUAUAGAUUCCUAAAUAUAUAGGUGAGGAAGAACUACUGAAGUAGCUGAGAUUGGAUGUCCUCUGACUUUAAGGUCUGCAUAUUGUAUGCUAGAUAUAUAUAUGACUUUAACCAUGUAUGAUUCUUCUCUCCCAACAGCUCUUAUCCUGCUGUUUUACUUGGUGUUCUAUGGCUUUCUGGCUGGGCUCUUCACACUUACCAUGUGGGUCAUGCUCCAAACACUGGAUGAUACGGUUCCCAAGUAUCGGGAUAGAGUGUCUUCACCAGGUAAAAUAUUCUUAUCCUAAUCACCUUAUCUAUCCAUCUGAUGUCAACAUGUUUAGCUUUUGCCUACUCUAACCACAGUACUAAGGCCCUCUUUUUCCUAUAUACUUAUAGUAAAUUAAACUCUGUGGAACAUAGAAUGUGUAGACUGAGUGAAAUGAGUGCCUAGCAUAUUCCUUUCUUAAUGUGUGUCACCUUGACCUUUCAGCAGGAAAGUUCUUCAUUGGGUGCUUAUUCUUAAAGGAUUACGCCAUCAAAAACGUGUGGUUUUUAUUUUUUAUACAAACUAAAAAAAACGCUUAACUGCCAUUCUUCACCAUGGCCAAGUUCUCUCUAUAACCUGCUCCUUCUUCAGUGACUAGAGUGGAGGAGGAGAGAAGUCCCAGAAUACUUGGACUGCACAGGGGGUGGCGGGGGGUGAGUGUGCCUCUAUUAGUCGUCUGUGUAAAAGUGUAUGUAUACACUCUUUAUAUGAAUAUAUCAAUUUGGUAAUCAGGCCUAGAAUAUGAAAAUGUGGAUUGGAAUUUAUUAUGCACUGCGAAUUUUCACCUACUGUUUUCUUUACCUUCACCUGUAGCUUAUGAAGGUUACAGCACACUUCUUGAAAACCACUGAUUUAGUACACAACCUUAGUUUUUGAAUGAAGUAGAGAAGACUGUCAUUUUCCGUAAACACCACAUACUGUCGGUUUCUUAUGGCAUGAACUUACAAAGUACAUGUUCUGCCUAGUCUGGUGUCUUUUAUGAAUAACUUUUGCUUUUAUUGGUCUUUAAAGUUUUAUCACUUCAAAUAAUUAAAUCCUGAUGAAAGUUGUCUGCUAGGAUGUGAAGAGAGAUAAAAUAAAAGUGUUGUAUGGCAUGUAUUUCCUCGUACUUGUCAGCAAUUUCAUCCUCAUUAUUUGUUUCCUUUUUGUAAAUCAUCAGAAACUAGACCCUUCCCUAAAGGUAAAUCUGCCAAGACAAAAUUGUUCGAAACACGUUACUCAGUAAAAUAGGUGUGCUUGCUGGUGUCUUUUAGCGGCUGUAACAGAACUAUGAUGACUUUGAUUCAUGUUUGUUAUGCAGUGUGAUUUCUAUACCGUCCUGUCGAGUAUGAAGCUAAUAUGACAUAUUUGUGAUCACUGUACUAUUCUCUUGUUUUCAGAGUCCAUGGAUUUGUGUCCGAAUAAUUCAUUAAAUUUUCUUACAGUGGACAUAUACACGUCUUAGUAUGUUAGCGUCUGUUUAUGCCGUCCGUAUCACAAAUUUGAAAGGGAUAUUUGAUUUUGCAUAAUUGAUUUGCAUGUUCUUAAACCUAAUCCAAAUCCGUAUUUGUCUAUAAACUUGGGUUCUAAUCCAUUCUUUUUAGGAUAUUGUAAACCUACUUGCUAAGGUGUCAGUGUACUUUUAGUUGCAAUAACACAAUAGCUAUCUGUUGGCUACUUGUGGCCUAGAUGGAUGGCCUGCAUUAGUUUUAUACUCUAGUUGUUAGACAGCAACCAUAAUUCUGUCAGUGUUUGUGUGUUUUUUUUUUUUGUUUUUUUUUAAGUCGGUUUAAUUUUUUUACUCCGUUGUGCUGACAAGUUAACUGGAACCUUUUGGCAGUUUGCAUUCAGUACUUGUCAUAUAAACAAACCUGGCUUACUCUUGCUAACUUUGUCACUCUUGCUAACUUUGUCACUCAUGCUCUAAUGGGUUCGCUUUAAAAUCCAUCACAACAAGCUCACUGUAAGCAGUACGUCAGUGGCCAUAUCAUAGCACCUUCCCCCAGUCACCGGCACAAAAGCUUCCCACACUUGGGCUACACUAAAUGCCACACUACACUGUCAGCCCUCUGACACUACUUUGUAAGCCUUGUCUCCCUCCUUUUCUGGGAACUGCAACAACAUCCCAUUUAUAAAUGCAUUUUUUUUUCUCUCUGAUCUGUAAAUAAGAGUAUGGUAUUCAUGUCAGAUGUUGUGGAGCUCUGUUUGGUCCCACUGAGAAUUCACAUAUGUUAUUCACACUUCAAAUUUAACCUUUACAUUUAAGUUUAACCUUUUACACAGAUGUUGGUCAAAAAUCUAUGGCUGUGCCUUCUGUCAGGGUUAAGCAGUGAUUUGGAUUAGGUUGGAUUUCAAAUUGAUAAUUUUUAAAAGAUCUAAUCAGAUUUGAAAAUUGCUCAUUGCUCUCAAUUGGUGUGUUCAAUGUGUGUUGUGUGUUGUACACGGCUUUCUGUUUAUAAAAUCAUAUUUAGUUUGCACCACAUAAAUGGUUGUCAUAUUUACCUGUUACCGCUCUUUUCAGGUCUUAUGAUUUCUCCUAAAUCAGCUGGUCUGGAUAUUAUGUUGCAACCUCAGUCAUAUGAUGCAUAUGUGAAAGCUCUUCACACAUUUCUAGCACGUAAGUACACCUAAAGAGUCUCUUAUACCAAGACAAACUCAAAGGUCAAAAUGCUUCAGCAUACUAAAUGGACAUGCCAAGAAACUGUCUGCUUAUCUCCUAUAUAUAUCGCAAUUGUGUGUUUGAGGCCUGAGGUAUAAAAUUAAGUGAAGAAAUUUUACCCCCCCCCCCCCUGUAUUUAGCUGUAUCCAGAAGUACCUGGCCAAAUUUAUCUUUCUGUCAAUGAUUGCCAUAAGAUGUGCCUCAUUCUUUUAUUGAGCAUUUUAUGUGCAGGUCAAAGGUUUCUGUUUUUUUUUUGUUUUUUUUUAACACCCCCUAAAGCUGUACAUGCCAGGACUGAACUGGAUUCAUGUUAAUUGCUAAAGUGACUUUCACCAAAAAUAAAAUAUCUGAAUUCCCCUCCUCAGAAAAAGCAUGGUGACUACUUCUCCUUAUAUAUAGCUGUCAAGUUGACCAAACUUAACAGUGGGCAUUGCAAAGUUAAUGUUUCAGUUACCAAUUAAAUUUACCCACAAUCUUCAGUAGAAUCCAUCACAAUGAAGGCAAAUGGCAGACUUUUUGGGCAGAGGAGAACAAAAUAACUGUGCCCAGGUAUGGAGAUUCAGCACAGGGAAAACAAGAUAAUAAAUGUUUUAGUGUCCCUAGUUAUAAAGAUCCUUUUCCCCCAGGGAUAAUUUUAAGCAUUACUGCCUUUAAUAGAAUUCGUGUGCGUAAUAUAGCAGAUAUCAGAGAGGCUGUACUUCAUGGGCGCAAGUCUUUUUUUCAGCAUGUGCAACUUUGUAAUACAGCAGUUUCCUCGGGGACAAAACAAAAAGAUGAAAAAAUAUGCAGAGGUAACAAGCUGGUAGGGUGCUAGUUCAGAUAACAAAUACAAUUUGAGAGCAGAUUACAUUCUUACAGCUUUCUUUGUUAUGCAUUUACACACACACUAUUACUAAAAUGCCAUAUUCUUAAAUUAUAUAACGCAAGCACACUUCCCUACACACCUUUUACAAGUACAAAAUUUACCAUUAAAGGCUAGAAUAAGCCAAUGUGAUAUAACAUGGAAGCAGGUGGUGAAGAAUUAACGUUCCUUUUAAAUUCUUGCUAUGAUCAGAAGGUCAAUUGUUCAGUUCUCAGCAGGGUUCAGCUUGACCUGUUACACUCCCAGAGAGAUGGAAAAUAUUUGAGUAUUGCUAACUCUCAUUGUGCCUAAAUUAACUAAUUAUGUAAAUGGGUCUAGAACACAAAUUACUCAGUUUGAUAUUUGUUUACUUGGGAUCCUUCAUUUAAAAGUUACACUAUAAUAGUGUGAUUACAUGUUGGGUUUAUCUUCAGACCUCUUCUGUUUAGCAUGUUGUUAUUCAUGUUUGUUGAAUUUGGGAGAUAGUUGUCAAAUGUUGCUGUUCUUCUUUCACCAGCAUACAAUGAUUCCAACCAAGUCAAGAAUGAGCCUUGUAAGACAGGUCUAUAUUUCAAACAAGAUGAACCCGGUGAGAAGAAGUCAUGUCAGUUUAACAGGACCUUUCUGGGACCUUGCUCUGGGAUUGAAGACCCCACCUUUGGGUAUAGCACAGGGAACCCCUGUGUGAUCGUCAAAAUGAACAGAGUAGGUUUACACUGCACCACCUAUCAUUUUUACUAUGUUUUAUGGCUUUAUGUUUAACCUGUAAACUUUUUCAGAUUGUUUAGGUCCCAACACCAACAUUGAAGUAAUUUUGUUAAAAGCCUUACGUCUGUCAAAUUAAAAGCUUUCGCACGACAGGGCUGGAAAUGUUAAUACUAUGUAUAUGGAUGUGGGGGGGGGGGGGUUGAGCUCACAGCUGUCCAACAGUGAUACUACUGGAAGAGGCUCAGUUACUCUGAGUAUCAUAACCACUUCAUGCCAAUGAAAUUGUUAUAUUGACUUUGGUCCACUGGCACCUCAUGUACAGUUACCGGUUUGGCUUUCUCUCUGGAGCUGCUCAGCAAAGAUUGAAUCAAGUCAGUUCACACUCUCGGCCAGUAUAUGCUGCCUCAGCAAUUGCAUGUGCUGAACACAGAGAGGAGGCUGAACUGGCACCUAAAGGACUCCGCUUCAUAUCAUCAGAGUUCCCACUUUAAUUGGAAAAGUGUUUAUAGUGCACAAAGUGUUUCUUUAAUUGAUUUGGCUUUUAUCAACCCUCGACCCUAAAAGUUCAUUAUUUAAUAUUGAAUCUCCAUGCGGAAUUAUUUUUCAUUCUUUAUUUUACUCAAGUAAUGGCUUGUGAAACAUGUGAAAAUGGUAAUGUCAUUAAUGUAAACAGAUGUGAUUCCAUUGCCUAUUUCCAAACCCUUCCUGUAAGCUAGCCCUAGACUCGAGAACCUUUACUGUUCAUGUAUGAGUUUUGUUUUGUUUUUGUUUUUUAAUUUUUUUUUUCUUUCCUUAUUUUAGAUUAUUGGAUUACUACCGCAAGGAAAUCCAAAGAUAAAUUGCACUUCUAAGGUGAGGGAAUUUUUAUCAUUAUGGCUAAAUGGUAUAAUUGUUAAUCACAGAGAUCUGUGAUAUUCUAGCCUUUGACGGGUUAAAGGAACACUAUAGUCACCUGAAUUACUUUAGCUAUAUAAAGCAGUUUUAGUGUAUAGAUCAUUCCCCUGCAAUUUCACUGCUCAGUUCACUGCCAUUUAGGAGUUAAAUCACUUUGUUUAUGUUUAUGCAGCCCUAGCCACACCUCCCCUGGCUAUGAUUGACAGAGCCUGCAUGGAAAAAAAACUGGUUUCACUUUCAAACAGAUGUAAUUUACCUUAAAUAAUUGUAUCUCAAUCUCUAAAUUGAACUUUAAUCACAUACAGGAGGCUCUUGCAGGGUAUAGAAUGCUAUUAACAUAGCAGGGGAUAAGAAAAUCUUAAACAGAACUUUCUUUACAGGAAGUGUUUUAUGGAAGGCUGUGCAAGUCACAUGCAGGGAGGUGUGACUAGGGUUCAUAAACAAAGGGAUUUAACUCCUAAAUGGCAGAGGAUUGAGCAGUGAGGCUGCAGGGGCAUGUUCUAUACACCAAAACUGCUUCAUUAAGCUAAAGUUGUUAAGGUGACUAGGGUGUCCCUUUAAAUUGAUUUAAUCUAACAAUAGUGAUAGCAGGUUUGAAAUUUUAAUUUCCCUAAAAUGAUUGUUGCAAUUCUAUAUGCAUUUAUUGUACGAUCUAAAGUAUGUACAUAAAAAAAACAUCAGUUUUAAAGGACCACUAUAGUCACUGAGAUCACUUCAUCUUAAUGAAGCAGUCUGGGUGUAGUGGCCCUGUCAUUGUUCCCCUUCAAUGUAAAACAUUGUGGUUUUCUAGAAACCGCAAAGUUUACACUGAAGAGUUAAAAACACCCCUAGCGCCUGAUUUGUGGCAGCCACUAGAGUCAAACACUGUCCUGCAGUGAAAUGUUGCUAAUAUCAUUUGAUUGGAUGAGCGCUGCACAUGCAUGUCUCGUCCACCAAUAUUUCUAUUAGAACCAUUUGAUUGGAUGAGAUUGCGGAAAAUGUCUGCAGGCAUACUGAUGUUUUGGAAGUAUGAUAGAAGGAAACCUAUUGUCCUGGUGGGGUGGGGACUGCAUUUUUGGGACUGUAAAUUACCCUUAACUGCCUUACCAUAAAGCUAAAUUAUUUCAGUGUUUUGUCCCAAGCUUAUGGAUUUCGGGUUCUGCAAGACAUCUCUAAUGUAGCAUCUUUCCUGUCAAAGAAAUGAACAGUGAAAAUGUACAUGCAUAUAACUCACUCACAUGCAGACAGGUCAUUCUCAUUAUAUACAAGUCACAUCACUUUCUUGUUCUUCCAUUCUGCCCUCCUCUUUGCCUUUAGAAACCUAUAGCUGGAGAACUGUUUUAACAUGAUCAGUUUCAUUCAUUGUAUGUGGAAUGCACUCUAUAUUUGAGCUAAACUUACAUGUGUGUUUAACAAAUCCACAGCCCACCUUUGUCAAGAAUUAUGUAUAGCGACAGACAGACUUAAAGGAACACUAUAGGACCAUAACUAAUACAGUGAGCUGUGGUGGUUAUUGUGUUAGUGGAGCCCCCAUCCAUGUAAGUAGACAAACUGUUUUUGAAUGGUUUUACUUCUUACCUGGAGUCCACAGUGCUCUUCUGCUUUGCUCAACUACUAAUGCAGGGGAGACUGAAGUUGCUGAGAAAGAACUCUGGUUAGCUCUCCUGAGCUAAUCCUAAUAGUGCAUGGCUAACUCAUGAAGAGCCUGUAGCUGAGCUGGGAAAAGUUCUGCUUUAUAUUAAUAUGUUCUUAAAUUGUUCAAUAGUCAAUUAAGGGAGAGCUCCGGGGCAUUCAUAACCAUUACAGCAAGCUGUAGUAGUUAAGUAUGUUAGUUUGUAUUAGUUUGUAUCUUUUACAUUCAUACUAGCUCACUGAUUCACUGGCUGUUUACUUUUGUGACUUUGUAAGUGCCUUCUUGGUGUUGUGUAAUAAACCUUUCAAAAUGUUUGCAGUAUAUGGGAUAACCUCUCAUUCAUUUAAUUAAUUUUAAACUAUUAUAUCUGCAGAGGGAUGAUGUGGAAAUGCAAUAUUAUCCAGAGAACGGGAAGAUAGACUUGAUGUAUUAUCCUUAUUAUGGAAAGAAAACUCAUGUAAGUUUAUGGAUAAAACCUAACUCUCAAUGUGUGACAAUGUAUUUUGCUGGUGCACUGUUCAACUAAAAGUUGUGUAUUCAGAAGUAGAUGCUCCAGGCUCUGGACCCUGUUAUUCGGUUUCCUUACAUCUACUUGUCCUCAGUCUAUCAUAGGUGCCUACUGAUUCUCUUUCUGCUUUCUUUUGAUUGGUAAGCAGAAGGUGAUGGACAACAUGGUUACAAACAUGGGUGUUAAAUUCAAAAUAAUUUACUUUAUUUUUGUCUGACCUAUUCCUUUUUAAGUAAAGGAACACUCCAUGCACCAUAACCACUGCAACACACUGUAGCGAUUAUGGGGCCAUGAUGCCCUUGCUUUCCCCCAUUAAUAAGUCAACCAGUUUGGGAAGUUUGACUUUUUACCCUGGGGUCCACCAGAUGCCAGUAAUUCCUCUAACCGCCGGAAACUCUUGGCAUUGAGCGAGCACAUUAAAAAAAAAUAAAUAAAUCAUUGUUUAACCCCUUAAGGACACAUGACAUGUGUGACAUGUCAUGAUUCCCUUUUAUUCCAGAAGUUUGGACUUUAAGGGGUUAAAGGAAUACUCAAAGCAUCAUUACCACAACAUUCCUUUUAACAAGUAUCCCCUCUCACACUUUACCAGUGUUUGGAGAUUUGUAACCAUUUCCACUUUUUACAGCCUCGCCAGGACCCCAUUUAAUAAUUUACCAAGCACCACACAUCCGUGCUUAAAGGUAAUUCACAUUUAUUUUAGUCUUUUAUUACCAUUCUAAUUCUUGCAAAAUUAUUCCCGCUUCCACUCCAGUAGAUAACAUAUUGGCUUUAGUUCUGUAGUCUUUUGGAUUUAGUGAGCAAAAGUUAUCAAGUGAUGAUAAAACUGCUGAUUUAAAGCCAAAAAACUGUCUGUGAGAAACUGCAUUGGUCUUGGCAAAUUUUAGGCGUAUCCUCCUGUAGCUCAAAAUUAAUAAUAAAACCAUAAGAUUAAAUGUCCUUCCCUUUCCCUCCCCCCCCUCCCCCUCCCCCUUCCUUUCCGGUCCACAGAACUAGCCUGGCUAGGCCGCAGGAUCGCUUUCUGCAAUUUCUGUGCAAGCAAUCAUGCUUCUGGUCCAUAUACGACAAUGUCUUCACUACAGGAACUUGUCAUCUAGACCACAUCACUAAGAUCCAGUGGUCUAGAUGCAUUGGGAGUCCCUUUACUCUCCACUAGCAAGUUCUGCUAAAUCAAUUUUAGUUACCCCUUUUCUCUGGGCUGACUGCUGUGUAGCAAAUACAAAGUAUAGGAUUGUAUUCUCAAAUUGCUACCAUUCAAAAUGGUUUAUAGCAGUGGAAAGAAUAUACUGCAAGAUAGUAGUAGUGUAAUUGGAGGAUCAACAAAGUGUUUUUUUUUGUUUUUUUUAAAUCAAUGCUGAAUUAAUAAAUGGGAAUAAAUCCACCUUCAAAUAUGGUGUAAAAUAAUAAUCGACAUAUCUAAUGUAUACAAAGUGGAGUGGAAGUAAUGGCCCACCUCCUCACAUAAUGGGAAUACUUGUACACAUUUAGUUGUUUUUAACUUGUUAUCCUCCUAUAGGCAAAGAGCAUUAAUUUACACUUAUGAUGUAGGCAAGUUGAAUCCCCUUUGCUUCUUGGCCUGCUUGCUUUCCUGAACUUUGAAUUUCUGAUGCAGCGUGUCACCUGAUUUUAUUUUAGUUGUUUUUGCUCUAUGCAAAAAGUGUUUUAGAAGUUCCAUCUAUAACACAAGUUGGGCAUGAAAUAUUUUCUAUUAAUACAGGUUUGAUUUGGUUUUGUGGUUAUUAUUGGACAGUUGUCUCCUCCAUUAACCUAUAUUAACAUUUAACAGCACCUUCACACACACACACACACCACCCUGGCUGCGCACGCCUAUGCCUAGUUUAGAGUGUUAAAGCCACAAACACAAGACUGUAUUGAGGUAAUAUAUUAUGAUAAAGAGAAAUGUAAAAACGUUUUUACAUUCUGUCACCAUUUGGGGUCUUUGCAAAUUUUGCAAAGGCCCUAACGGUGAUUGCUCCCCUGGUGGUCUGGCUGCGCUGUUCUGGGGGAAGCUUAGUUUUUACUUGCCUGAACCUGUCCUUUGCAGCUGCCACCAUAGUGUUGAUGAUUCUCUUUAAAUCAUGACACUUCAUCUGCCAGGAGAACAUAGCCGUGUACAACACCAAGGUCUGUGUUUGUUUUUUUGUUUUUUUUCUAUAUAUGUUGCUGGGGGAAAUGACAGAACUUGACAUCUGUUUUGCCAUCUUUUGUCAAUUGUAGAAAAUAUACCAAGUCAACUUAGUAUGUUUUUUUUUAACUGCAUUAGAAUUUCAGUGAAAUUUCAACACUGUUAAAGUGUGUAUUUCAGAAAGAUUAUUUUUAUAAAGAUGUUAUCCUUAUGUUAUACUCAAUGGGGGGACUGUGGUUUAUAGAGCUACUUUAAAACUUAGGGAGGGUGGGAUAAACAUGUAGUUGUUUCCAGGCUUGUGUGUUUUUUUUUUUUGUUUUUUGUUUUUUAUGUUUACGGAUGGUAAGGUCAAUCCAUUAUGGUGGAGGCAGUAUUUGUAGUUCUUGUGACUUUAGCCCCUCCAAGAUGACCUUUGAGAUACAUUCCCUUUCAUUAUGUGCCAGGAAAGUCCUUUUUAUGUCCUCUGUGCUUUAAUCUCCACUUGUUCUAAUAAUUAAAAUUUUAAAACAUUCCGUAGAGUGUAGCACUGGCUGCAAUCUCUCCGCUAACCCUGGCUUCCCAUUGUCUUCAAUUUGAGCAUCGGUGAAUGCAAAUGACAAAUAUAUCUCAACCUGUAGUGUUCCCUUUGCAUAUACUAUUCACACACGAGAAGCAUCUGCCCUUUUCUGUGCUCAGUGAGAUAUUGUGUGAUCAAUGUGUAGCAUGACCUUUUAAGGUUUUUAAAGUUGGCAACUUCUAAAGUUGCCUUGUUGCCAGGAAUUUAUGAAUUUAUUUGCAGAGAAACCAUUUACCUCUUUAUGUAUAUAACACAUUCUAUUCCAAUAUAUUUAUAUUCCAAGAAAAAAAGUGGGUUUGUAAAAAUGCAGUAUGCCUGCUUUUUUAAUACAUCACACCUGUAACCUGUGUGUGUGUGUGUGUGUGUAUUUAUAAUCUCUAUAUAUAUUUUUUUUUCCUUACUACAGGUGAAUUAUGUCCAGCCUUUAGUUGCAGUGAAGAUCAUACCAAGAAACCUAAACAGCACAGAACCAAUAGCAUUUGAGUGCAAGAUUCAUGGAUCCCCUAACCUUAGGAAUGAGGAUGACAGAGACAAGUUCCUUGGUCGAGUGACAUUCAGAGUCCUAUUUGAGUAAUAGAGCAAGCAGCCAAUACAUGGCCAGUUGCAUUAUUAAAUUUUAUUUUUUAUUUUUAUGUUAAUUUGGCCAGACUUGCUAAUCUAGGACCUGAAACCAUCUGGAUGGAUUAUGUAAAUGGCACAUGAUUCAGGGUAGCAUACCAAUGUGCUUCCAAACAUGAUGCUUUAACUUCUUUUGUGCUGAAGAGGGAAAUUACGCAUUCCUGGCUGCUCCAGCUCUGAAGAGGUUAAAAUUCCCUUUACACAGCCUCUGCCUGCCCCGAUCAGGGGCCAGUUUACAAUUCAUUACAAAAUAAAUUAUCAUUUCAUAUUAGGGGACCUGUAAAUAGCUGUUUCCGAACAUAAUACUGGUGGUGUUCGUCCUAUUUUUGAUGUGGUUUUAUCCCCUCCCCACCUCCCUGCCCCUUCUGUGAGUGUUUCAAGCUUAAUGUGUUGUGCUAUGUAAAUAUUUAAUUGAUUUAACACUGGUUUAACUGUCAUAUCUCAAACGCCUACACAGUUUUAGGGAACAAAGUGACAAAACACAAGUAAAAAGGUACCUGACCAACAUGUACAAACAAGAAGAUAAUUAUAAAAAAAAAAGGAAAGAUUUUAUAACCUCUGCAAGAAUUGUGUGUCUUGUGCAGAUGCCUUAAAUCCUGUAUGAAACAAGAAAAAUAAAGUGGAUUUUAAAAAUGAUACCAUGUCCUCUGUUUUUAGUUCUUCUAAAUGAAAUGUUUACCGUCCUUAAAUUUUAUUUAAAUGGAGUUGUGGUGCUGCAAGAUCGUUUUGUAUAAAGGUACAAUUAUAUUGUUACUUCGUUGGUAUAAAUUAGAUGUUUCCUCG
Messenger RNA from Pelobates cultripes (western spadefoot toad), 28141 nucleotides. Lineage: Eukaryota; Metazoa; Chordata; Amphibia; Anura; Pelobatidae. The record is from the annotation of a GenBank genome assembly.